Clunio marinus is the source of this 258-nucleotide messenger RNA. NCBI's taxonomy places the organism in Eukaryota, Metazoa, Arthropoda, Insecta, Diptera, Chironomidae. The record is from the annotation of a GenBank genome assembly.
AUGAUUGAUUUCAUAAAACCAGUACACUUAAAGCAUCACAUGAAGAUCUUUUUAACUUUCAAUUGUCUGACGAAAUACGCUUACUUUGCAAGUCCUUUUGACUUUACCGCUCCGAAAUUGGAUCCUUUUCUACCUUGCACAAUGGAAUGUGGUGUGAAAAAUUUUGUUAAACAUCAUUGUCGAGUGAAAGAAUGUAACACGCAAACCAAUAGCAACAAUUCAAACAAUAGCCAAAAAUCAUUUGACCAAAUCAAAUAA